AUGAUUGACAGGAUCAAAUUUGUUCACGAGAACGACUAUGUGCACCGUGAUGUCAAGCCGGAGAAUUUUCUUAUGGGUCGAAGAGACAAAACGGAUAAGGUAAGCAAUCAUCCAGGGACAUGCGUACAAUUCGUUCUUUCAGGAGUGCUUAUUGUGUUUACAUUGCAAACGGAACACAAUGGGCGACGGGAUGUGAGGAGGUGGGACAAUCCGAGGAGACGAGUGGGGAGCGUGCCACAGCAAAGAUUACGGCCAGCCGUGGAGCUGAAUUCUUGUAUACUUGAAAAUAUAAUAUAAGAUAGUUACAAUGCAAUAGGAUGUAAACGAACGUGUAACAAAAUAAAUCAAAUAGACACAUUAAAAACGAUAUAAAAUGGAAUAUUAAAAAAAAAUCAACGAUAAUAAAAAAUGAAAGGAAAUAAUGAUUUUAAAAAAUAGAUUUUUUCAGAUUGCAUUAGAAUUCUAUUUGACUCGCUGUAAUAAGAAAAAUGAAGUCUUUAGAUCUUUGUUGACCACAAACUCCUGCACAAUUGGAGAGACAUCAGCACCAUAGCUUGGGCUUUCAGAGCGAUAUGUUGAAAAGAAAAGGAUAUGCCUGAAAUGGUGCCCUCGUGUGUCAAAUAAUGACUUGUCGUUAGCACUUCCUGCCUUGAUGGAAAUGCUUGAGUAGAAGUCAUCUUCUUUAUGCGCAUGCGAUGUACUUGAGUGUCGUAUUUGUCGGUAAUUCAAACUCUGACUUUACCACCAGUUUUUAAAUCUCUUUCUUUAUUUUAGGUUUACUUGAUUGAUUUUGGACUUGCCAAAAGGUUCCGAGACAAACGUGGCAAACACUUGCGCUUUCGACAAAUAGAAAAUCGUGAAAUCACUGGAACAACCCGAUACGCAAGCAUCAAUUCACAUAAAGGCAUGGAGCUGAGUCGAAGAGACGAUUUAGAAUCUCUUGGUUAUGUACUGUUGUACUUCUGUAAAGGUUCCUUACCAUGGCAAGGCCUUCAAGCACGCAAUGAUCAAGAGAGGUAUAAAUUAAUAAAAGAGGGGAAACUUUCCAUUUCCGUAGAAUGUCUUUGUCACGAACUUCCCGACGAAUUUAAAGAUUACCUUAACUAUUGCAGGGGAUUAAACUUUGAGGACGAACCAAAUUAUGAAUUUAUAAAAGGUCUUUUUAAACAGCUGGCCUCGAAAAUUGAAAUUGAAUACAAUGGAGUGUUCGAUUGGGAUCAGAAGGCAGCCAUAAGUAAUUCUAAGGACACUGAACAAUCAGAAACCCUUGAGAGAGAGAAGUUCACCUUUAAGUAA
Molecule: messenger RNA, 1296 nt
Organism: Pocillopora meandrina
Lineage: Eukaryota; Metazoa; Cnidaria; Anthozoa; Scleractinia; Pocilloporidae
Source: the annotation of a GenBank genome assembly